GGAUAAGGCAAUUACCAGAUGAAGCGGGACAAACCCCACUACAGGACCUCAACGUAAAGAACCGGAUUAAACCGUCAAUAACCAUUGGACAGAGUCUGCCAUAGGGGAGAUAUAAACACACACACCAUCAUUCCUGAUGGCGCUUGAAGACUCUGCCUUCCCCUCGCGGCCAGAGUCCCUCUCUCUGCCCGUGGUGGAGAAAGGGAAGGGACCAGUGCAAGAGGCUAGCGAGGUGACGGCCUCCACCGGAGUGUUUGAUGUGUCUGAGGAUCUGGGCCAUGUGGUUACCACGGAUACCACCCAGCCUGGCGUUAACAGAUCGUGGAAGUCCAAGUUGGCAGAGAGGCAGGCCAAUGCAGCAUCCGAGGAGUACGUUAAGAAGCUGCCUCGGGUGGUGGAGAAGGAGAGGGGUAGAUUUGGCUGGGCCAAGAGACGUAAGACUCAGCGCUAUGUGGAGAAGAAUGGUCGCUGUAACGUUUCACACGGCAACAUGAGGGAGACGUACCGUUAUCUGACAGAUAUCUUCACCACGCUGGUGGACCUCAACUGGCGCUGCUCUCUCUUCGUCUUCGUCAUGGCCUAUGCCAUCACCUGGCUCUUCUUCGGGGCCAUUUGGUACCUGAUAGCUUACCUCCGGUGAGAGGGACAAACGGACA
Molecule: messenger RNA, 656 nt
Organism: Oncorhynchus masou masou (cherry salmon)
Lineage: Eukaryota; Metazoa; Chordata; Actinopteri; Salmoniformes; Salmonidae
Product: G protein-activated inward rectifier potassium channel 4-like
Exons: 3
Coding region: 137-640 (167 amino acids)
Biological process (GO): regulation of monoatomic ion transmembrane transport; potassium ion import across plasma membrane
Cellular component (GO): plasma membrane
Molecular function (GO): inward rectifier potassium channel activity
Source: RefSeq, a predicted model, not a curated record